GCCCGGCGAGUGGCCAAUCCGGGCGGGCGCUGGCGGCGAGCAGGGGCAGAAUGGGCUGUAGUUGAGCGAAAUAGGGAAAGCGGCGAACAGUGUGGAGCGUUCCCGGUGUAAAUAAAAGGGGGGGGGCGAAGAAAAAAAAAAAAAAAAAAAGUUUGUGGAAGUCGCCGCCCUGCAGCCUCGCUCGGGCAGCGGCGCGGGGGCUUGUGCGGUGCGGGAGCCCGGCACGGAGGACUUCAGUGCGCGGCGUUAACACGCUCUGCCUAUUGUUUGUGUUUUUUUCCAAAAUAUGGCAAAGGUUCAGGUGAACAAUGUAGUGGUGUUGGAUAAUCCUUCUCCUUUCUACAAUCCUUUCCAGUUCGAAAUCACAUUCGAGUGCAUAGAGGACCUGUCUGAAGAUUUGGAAUGGAAAAUAAUUUAUGUGGGUUCAGCUGAAAGUGAAGAGUAUGAUCAGGUGUUAGACUCUGUUUUAGUUGGACCUGUUCCUGCAGGCAGACACAUGUUUGUAUUUCAGGCUGAUGCACCUAACCCAGGGCUUAUUCCAGAUGCAGAUGCAGUAGGUGUAACAGUUGUGCUAAUUACAUGCACGUACCGAGGUCAAGAAUUUAUUAGAGUCGGCUACUAUGUAAACAAUGAAUAUACUGAAACAGAACUGAGAGAGAAUCCACCGGUAAAGCCAGAUUUUUCUAAGCUUCAAAGGAAUAUUUUGGCAUCUAAUCCCAGAGUCACAAGAUUCCACAUUAAUUGGGAGGACAACACUGAAAAACUGGAAGAUGCAGAGAGCAGUAACCCAAAUCUACAGUCCUUGCUUUCCACAGAUGCAUUACCUUCAGCAUCAAAGGGGUGGUCAACAUCAGAAAAUUCACUAAAUGUUAUGUUAGAAUCUCAUAUGGACUGCAUGUGACUAACCACCAUCCUUUUGGUACUGUAUAUGUGUUAAACUGUAAAAACAACCAGAACUAUUUCCUUCAAAUUCCAUAAGUACAUAGUUGAAGCAAUGUGAAGAACUUGUUUUAAAACAUCCUGUAGAAAGUUUAUAAAAAAAAAAAACUAAAAAAAACCCAACAAACAAACAGUAUUUGAGCAGAUUGUGAAAUAUAAAUACAACUAUUUUUAAGUAA
Messenger RNA from Passer domesticus (house sparrow), 1118 nucleotides. It is a transcript of the gene ASF1A, whose product is annotated as anti-silencing function 1A histone chaperone. Gene Ontology annotation, molecular function: histone binding. Gene Ontology annotation, cellular component: chromatin; nucleus. Gene Ontology annotation, biological process: DNA replication-dependent chromatin assembly. NCBI's taxonomy places the organism in Eukaryota, Metazoa, Chordata, Aves, Passeriformes, Passeridae. The coding region runs from base 287 to 901 and encodes 204 amino acids. The transcript is spliced from 4 exons. The record is from RefSeq and is a predicted model, not a curated record.